Punica granatum (pomegranate) is the source of this 1988-nucleotide messenger RNA. NCBI's taxonomy places the organism in Eukaryota, Viridiplantae, Streptophyta, Magnoliopsida, Myrtales, Lythraceae. The record is from RefSeq and is a predicted model, not a curated record.
CCCAUUUUCUCGUCUCUACGUGAGUCAAUGUCGUCUUCUCCGAGGUUUCUUCGUUAUCCUUCGGAUGAAGCUAAUCCUUCCGAGCCUUCAUAUUGCUUCCCGCGGUGGCAGCCUCUCUCCCUCUUCUCUCACCUCUCAUUCUCGGCGACCUCUGUUUCAUCUGCAGCCGCAACUUCUCCCGCCUCUGCCGCCGCUCUUCUAUUGCCGACUGAAGUGAAAGAGGUGCUUCUUAGAACCUCUCUCUGUUAAGUUUCUGUUUGGUGUCAAGUUGUGCUACACAACUGCUCGUGGGUGAUAAUAUGGCAGCACCUGAUGGACGGGUUUCAUAUUCAUCGUUUUCAACCAUAAACAAGAAAGAGGGCAAGUUCUCCUAUGAUGAUGACUGUAGUGACAGUGGGUGGAUUGUCUCGGAUGCCCAAACUGAUGGUUCAUUAAGGUCAAAUAGUCCCAAAAGGGAUCAUCUCUAUAAUUUUCCAAUUGCAUCUGAAGAUUGCUAUGAUGAGGAUUAUGAAAGUGAUGGACAUAGUAACUCAAUGCCAACUAAGCCUCCGGAGGUGAACUUGAAAAAUGUGAUGAAUGGGAUAUUUGCAAUAUUGACUGGACGAAACAAACCUUCUUACGCCCCCACAGAUCAGCAGAUCUCGAGUUCAGAUGUUUCAUUCUUGGGGUCAGGUAAAAAUGGGGAUACUUAUUUGCAUUCUUCAGUUUACAUACCAAGUGCCCCGCCACUUCUGGAACCAAAUGUGAAGGAUUACAACACAUACAAAGAUAUGCUGGAUGCCGAACCCCCAGAAUGGCUUCCUGAUAGCGCCGCGGCAGUUUGCAUGCAGUGCACUGCCCCCUUCACUGCACUGACCAGAGGAAGGCACCACUGUCGGUUCUGUGGUGGUAUUUUCUGCAGAGCUUGUAGCAAGGGCAGGUGCCUGUUGCCCGUCAAGUUUAGGGAGAGGAAUCCGCAGAGAGUCUGUGAUACUUGUUAUGAUAGAUUAGACCCUUUGCAGGGGAUCCUUAUCAAUUCCAUUAGCAAUGCUGUUCAAGGGGCAAAGCAUGAUGUCGUGGACUGGACUUGUACAAGGGGGUGGUUGAAUCUGCCCGUCGGUCUGACCAUGGAGCACGAAAUAUACAAAGCAUCCAAUACUUUGAGAAGUUACUCCCAGGUUGCUAAGUUGAAUCCAGACAGGUCCAUACCAUUGGCUGUCUUAAAAGGAGCAAAAGGUCUUGCCAUUCUAACUGUUGCCAAGGCCGGUGUUUUGCUUUCAUAUAAGGUUGGUACUGGUUUGGUGAUCGCGAAAAGGCCAGAUGGAUCUUGGUCUGCCCCAUCAGCAAUACUAUCAGUUGGCCUGGGAUGGGGAGCUCAGAUUGGGGGUGAGCUGAUGGACUUCGUAAUUGUGCUUCAUGAUUACAAAGCUGUGAAGACAUUUUGCAGCCGCAUGCAUUUCUCUCUUGGUGCCGGUUGCAGUGCAGCAGCAGGGCCAAUCGGGAGAGUGGUCGAAGCAGAUGUUCGAGCUGGGGACAGAGGUUCUGGCAUGUGCUACACUUACAGCUGCAGCAAAGGUGCUUUUGUGGGAGUGUCGCUAGAGGGGAAUAUUGUUGCAACAAGGAUGGACACGAACCUCCGGUUUUAUGGGGAUCCUUAUCUCAGCACAUCAGACAUACUUCUGGGGACAGUGGACCGACCAAAGGCAGCAGAGCCUCUAUAUGCAGCUCUGGAAGAUCUCUUCUCCGCAAUGUAUGGAGCAACUCUCAGAUCGCCGCAAUACCAUCCUUACACAUGAUUAGUUUAUUGUGGAUAUGUGUUUCUCAUUGACAUGCACCGUGUCUGUGGUUUUCUUUAUUAGUCAAUUGUAUAGAUGACAGUUUAUGGACUGUGUAAAUAGCAUUUAUGACUUUAUAGGUCAUCGCAUAAAAUGCGAUCAAGUUCGAGUAUCUGUACAUAGAUCAUUUGGCACGCACAUGUUUGAUUUAGUGGAAUGUUUGGUUGAUUAACA